GGUGUUUCCAUGAGUGAAAUAAAAGAAAGAAAUGAAAGAGAGGAGAGAGGGGAAAAAGGGAAGCACAGGGCCGGAGGUGGAGGAAGAGGAAGAGACAUAGCAAGAAGAAGCAAGACAGAUAGAACCCUAACCAAGUCAGAUCCAUCCGGCGGCAAUUGGCCUGUUUUGAAGGGCAGUAUCAGAUCUAUAUUAACCAAUGGAUGACCUCGAUGUGUUAGCUCGAGACUUGGGUUUUCGGCACGCAGGAAAAUCCGCACCAAUGAGAUCCGACGUCCGAUCAACUUCUUCUUCUGAUCCUGAUCCUAUGUUAUUCAACGAUAUCUUCGGUGGCCCUCCUAAAUACACCAAUACCAAUAACUCUGGCGAUUACAAUUACGAUUCUAUUUUCGUAUCCGCCAAGAACAAUAACAACAAUGAUGAUAACAUCAAGACCUCCUCCUUCCCUGUCUAUGACAAGCCAGUGUACGACGACGAUAUAUUUGACGGCUUACCGGGAGUAAAGAGCAAAUCCCUAUCUUCUUCAUCUACACUAAGAUUUGAGGACGAUGUCUUUGCUACAAUGACUUCUCCGCCUCAGCAAAACACUCAUUUUGAUGAUCUCUUGGGGAAUUUGGGGAGGAAUGAGAAGGUGGCACAACCAAAGAGCAGUGCUGGUUCCACAGAGUUCGAUGAUUUACUAGCUGGCUUUGGAACUGGCACCAGUAGCUGGUCAUUUACAGAUUCAACUUAUCCUUCCAAACCAGCUGAAAAUUCAAAUAAAAGCUCAAGUAUGCUGGAUGAUCCUUUUGUCAUGCUAGAGUCAACUUCGGUGCCAGCAAAUUCUUCUGGUGGGGAGUUUUCAGAUCCACUGGAAGAGAUUGGUAAGCUUGGUAAAUCUGGAAUGGCGAAAAUUGGUGCUUCAUCAGUUAGUGGAGGGGUGUUUGAUGAUUUUAAUAAGCCUGUUCAUCCAUUUUCCCCUGAGAAGAAGACAGGAGGGAAGGACAGAAGCCCAUCAAAGGCUGGAGCAGGAAGGAGUGAUGCACAUAACUCUCCCUCGAGAGAAAAUAUUGAGACACCGCCAUUUAGAUAUUCUGAAAGUCACUCGCAGAAAAAAGUGCCUGGGGAUAGUUUUCAAGAGUCUCCCCAUUUUAACAUGCCUUCAGAAGAUCCUUUGAGAUCUUUGGGUGAAGCUGCUCCUCCUCUGUAUGCAGAUAAUGAUCUUCACGAAACAAACUUCCAAGUGGAUACAUCCCCAAGAUCAGAGGACCAAGUACAGGCUUCUGAAGAUUUAUGGCUUACUGUAUCAGAGAUUCCUCUUUUCACACAACCUACAAGUGCUCCACCUCCAUCGCGACCACCGCCUCCAAUACCACGGCGCGGUUCAAAGUCAGAAGCAAGUUUUUCCGCUUCAAAUGCAAGGAAGGGUGAGGGUUACUCCUCUUCCCCUAAUCACUACCAGUAUUCUCAGAGUCCUAAGCAGGUUCGUCCUGCUGUUAAAAGCCCUCCAGUCUCACAGUUGGAUGAACUUGAGGAUUUCGCCAGGGGUUGGUCUAAGAGUAGUAUUGAUGAAAAUGCUGAUGCUCUUUCUGGAGAAGAGAUGAAUGGAAACUCUGUAGCUGCUGCAUCAGCAGCUGCAAUGAAGGAGGUUAUGGAUAGAGCUGAGGCCAAAUUUAGACAUGCUAAGGAAGUCCGAGAAAGAGAAUAUGCAAAGUCUGCUAAGAGUAAGGAAGCUGUACAUCUGGAAAGGGAUGAACAAGCAAUAAAUGAAGUGCAGGAAAGAGAGUUUCAAGGAAACAAGGAGAGACUAGAAAAUGAGAGGCGACAGUGGGAGAAGGAAGAGGAAGAAAGAGCACAAAAGAAGCUUGAGAGAGAAAGGGAGAGAUCCAGGGAGCUUGAAAAAGAAAGGGCUCGGCAAGCGGUAGAAAGGGCUACUAGGGAAGCACGUGAAAGAGCAGCAGCUGGGGCACGUGACAGAGCUGCUGCUGAAACCCGUCUAAAAGCAGAAAGAGCUGCUGUGGAGAAGGCUGCAGCUGAAGCUCGAGGACGGGCUGAAAAGGCUGCAGUUCAGAGAGCACAAGCAGAAGCUCGGGAAAGAGCUGCAGCAGAUGCUAAAGAAAGAGCUGAAAAGGCAGCUGCAGAUGCAAGGGAAAAAGAAGCACGUGAAAAAGCUUCUGCCGCAAUGGCCGAGGCUGAGGCACGAAGGCGAGCAGAACGAGCAGCAGUAGAAAGGGCAGCUGCAGAAGCUCGAGAAAGGGCAGCUGCAGAGGCUCGAGAAAGGGCAGCUGCUUCUGCAAGAAUGAACCAACAAAGGAAUGAUAAUGAUCUUGAAUCCUUUUUUAGUAUGGGUAGAGCCAGUAGUGCACCAAAGACAAGAACAAGUGACAACAUAUUUGACUCGCCGUUUCAGAAUAAGGCAGGACCUGAAGGGCCAAAAUCAACAGCUGGUGUAGCGUCCUCCAACAUUAGGAAAGCAUCUUCCACGACUAGUUUCGUGGAUGAUCUUUCUUCUAUUUUUGGAGCUUCUGCAUCAUCUGGAGAGUUCCAAGGUGUUGAAGGGGAAACUGAAGAAAGAAGAAGAGCAAGACUAGAGCGCCAUCAACGUACUCAGGAGCGUGCGGCUAAAGCUUUGGCUGAGAAGAAUCAGCGCGACCUUCAAGUGCAGAGGGAUCAGGAAGAAAGACAUAGAAUUUCCGAAACAUUAGAUUUUGAGAUCAAGCGAUGGGCUGCUGGAAAAGAGGGAAAUCUGCGUGCACUUCUAUCGACUUUGCAAUAUGUGCUUUGGCCUGAAUGUGGCUGGCAGCCUGUGUCCUUGACCGAUUUGAUUAUGGGUGCCUCUGUCAAAAAAGUAUAUAGAAAAGCAACCCUUUGUAUUCAUCCUGAUAAGGUGCAGCAAAAAGGUGCCAACCUUCAACAAAAGUAUAUUGCCGAGAAGGUUUUUGACCUACUGAAGGAAGCGUGGAACAAAUUCAAUUCUGAAGAACUCUUCUAGAGACUCAGUUUUAGGUCCCUUUUGUGAUUUUCAGAGGUGGUAUAUUUUCCUAAAGUAAGCUCGUCCUUGCUAUCUAUGACUCUGAUAUCUGGCAUUCCCCAGCAUGAGGCGUUUGAUUGAUUUCUAUAGCAGUGAUGAAGAAGUGAAGUUUCAGUGUGUUGUGUAAAUUUAUGUCAAUGCCAGAGACUUGUGGCUUGUGGAUAACGUGUUGGUGUAGAGUAGCAUUAUUUCCAUUCGUGUUGUGCUUCUAUAGUGCGUGCAUGUGGUCACCCUCUGCAUGUGAUCAUUUGUCUUCAAUAUUCUUUUUGGUCUGCAGUUAUUUGUGUUGGAGCCUGGAAGAGAUGUCAGUGUUGUUAGCCGUAUGCAACAUGGAAAGAGGCAUUGUAAUACAAGAUGUAAAAUCCUAUGUAAUAUCCCAUUCAUUUAUGUGAAAAUUUUGUCUCCGCGAGGAAAAAAGAUAUCACUUGAUUUCUAGAUACAGUGUUGUCAAGAUAGUGUUUUGCGGGUGCUCAAAUUAAAGCUCGUGUGUUUUGUUUCCAACUUCA
Molecule: messenger RNA, 3513 nt
Organism: Solanum pennellii
Lineage: Eukaryota; Viridiplantae; Streptophyta; Magnoliopsida; Solanales; Solanaceae
Product: auxilin-related protein 1
Exons: 8
Coding region: 197-2968 (923 amino acids)
Biological process (GO): clathrin-dependent endocytosis; clathrin coat disassembly
Cellular component (GO): intracellular membrane-bounded organelle; cytoplasm; vesicle
Molecular function (GO): clathrin binding
Source: RefSeq, a predicted model, not a curated record